This is a messenger RNA of Ostertagia ostertagi, 393 nucleotides long. The record is from the annotation of a GenBank genome assembly. NCBI's taxonomy places the organism in Eukaryota, Metazoa, Nematoda, Chromadorea, Rhabditida, Trichostrongylidae.
AUGAUCCCUAUUCCUCUUGCAGAUGCCGUCUACCACAUUGCAUGCUGUCAAUUGACUUUGAAACAUCAGCUUAUUCGAAGUAUUAAGAAAGCUCGAACUAAUUUCAGCCGUGAAACACGACGACCGUUGAGCGGCUCAAGUCAGUCCGAUGGCGGCUACGGUAGCGAUCCGGGUUCACGCAUGCUCACGAAAUUGAUCUCAUCGGAGGGACAACGUGACGCGCAUGGCGCACCCGCAUCCACACCCGUCAUCAUCACUCAGGAAUGCCAGAUAGGCGCAAAAAAAGAAAGCUUGAGAAGGCAGUUGCAGGCUGCCAUUCUGGAGGACCAACUGACCUUCUAUGAAGCAGAGCAGCAGUUCGGACGAUACCUCGUCGGAGGAACCGAGUUCUGA